AUGAUAUACGAAGGAAUACGAUAUUUCCCUAAAUACGGAUUUAAUCCAACUUGCGAAACCAACAUAGGUGGUCUCAACGUAUUUAAUGCAUUUGCAAUUUAUUCGAUGCUUUUUGCACUUCCAUCUGUUGUUUUGCCGUUAGUACGCGACUACGACCCUAACAUGGGCAAGCAGUUUUUCCUUGUAGGUGGCGCUUUCCUUACCAGCUUUGUUAUUGUUGUAAUUCCAGGAACAAUUUGUUAUCUUAUUUUCGGAGUUGACACAAAGCAGAUUUCGAUAUCAUCAUUUGAUAGUAAGGAUAUUGUGAUGCAAAUAGUCCGCGUCGGAUUCUUUAUUGUUGUAAAUGCUUCAUAUGCAAUUAUCGGACUUAGCGUUGUUCAGGAUAUAGCAUCUGUUAUGUUUGGUGUCGAAAAUCCUUCCAAACUUCCAACUGGAAAACGCUUAAUUACAAUUUUCAUUACAAAUUUACCUCCUGUUACCGUUGGAAUGUUUUUGCCAGAGAUUCACCCUGUUUUCGAGGUUGGAGGAGCCUUUGGUGGAUGUCUGGCAAAUUUCUUCGUUCCUCCACUUUUGUAUGUACUUGUUAGCAGAUAUAGAUGGUUUAACCCAACAAAUCUUUUCAUGAUAGCACUUUCCUGUGUUGGAAUUAUGGUUGCAGGCCUUGCAACGUACCAAGCAGUAAUAGAUGCUAUCACUCCGGGUUAA
Trichomonas vaginalis G3 is the source of this 705-nucleotide messenger RNA. Its product is annotated as amino acid transmembrane transporter protein. The coding region runs from base 1 to 705 and encodes 234 amino acids. Gene Ontology annotation, biological process: amino acid transmembrane transport. NCBI's taxonomy places the organism in Eukaryota, Parabasalia, Trichomonadida, Trichomonadidae. The transcript has a single exon. Gene Ontology annotation, molecular function: amino acid transmembrane transporter activity. The record is from RefSeq and is a predicted model, not a curated record.